Messenger RNA from Aspergillus thermomutatus, 831 nucleotides. RefSeq names its product SDR family NAD(P)-dependent oxidoreductase. Lineage: Eukaryota; Fungi; Ascomycota; Eurotiomycetes; Eurotiales; Aspergillaceae. The transcript is spliced from 4 exons. Bases 1 to 831 code for a protein of 276 amino acids. The record is from RefSeq and is a predicted model, not a curated record.
AUGACGUAUCAAGUCAAAGGAACCGCAUUCAUCACGGGCGGUGCAUCAGGCAUCGGCAAAGCCACCGCGCACGUCCUCGCACAGAACGGGAUCAGCGCAAUCGCACUGGUAGAUGUGAACCUGCCACUCCUCGAGGAGACGCAAAAGGAACUGCAAUCGGAGUAUGCGCAGCUCCGCGUCGCAGUCCUCCAGGUCGACGUCACGGACGAGGUAUCCGUCGAAGCCGCCGUGCGCAAGACGGCGGAGGAAUUCGGACGGAUCGAUGUCGGGGUCAAUGCUGCUGGAAUCAGCGGCCGGCCGGGUCUGUCGCAUGAUUUGGAGCUGUCGGACUGGCAGAAGGUGAUUGAUAUCAAUCAGACGGGGCUGUGGAUCUGUCAGCGGGCGUUGAUCCGGCAGAUGUUGAAGCAGGAGACACGGGGAGCGCGCGAAGGACGAGGCAGCAUUGUCAAUAUCGCGUCGAUGUUUGGGGUUACUGCGCCGCCGGGGGAGUUUGGGGCUGCGCCUUAUGUGGCUUCGAAACAUGGUGCGUUCUGCCUCGCUGGUCUGGGUUCUGCUAACGAGCCAGCUGUUGUGGGAAUGACCAAGAUGGAUGCCAAAUCAUAUGCCAGAGAGGGCAUUCGCAUCAACGCCAUAUGCCCCGGGUGGGUGGAAACUCCUAUGAUAAGCCGGAUGAUAGAAUCCGGCGUUCUCGACACGCAAUUUGCGAUGAUUCCCCUGGGACGCCCUGCAGUGACGGACGAGAUUGCCAACGCGAUUCUAUUUCUCGCUUCGCCCAUGAGCAGCUACAUGUGUGGGGCAGCAAUGGUGGUGGAUGGAGGAUUGUCAGCAUAA